Canis lupus familiaris (dog) is the source of this 1987-nucleotide messenger RNA. It is a transcript of the gene TMEM220, whose product is annotated as transmembrane protein 220. The record is from RefSeq and is a predicted model, not a curated record. Lineage: Eukaryota; Metazoa; Chordata; Mammalia; Carnivora; Canidae. The transcript has 6 exons. The coding region runs from base 60 to 650 and encodes 196 amino acids.
CGUCCUGCCCGGUGCCGAGCCCAGCCCUGCGGUCGCCGGGUCCCGAGCCGCCGGCAGCCAUGGCUCCUGCGGCGGGGCGCUGGGCCCCCGGCCUGUGGCGGGCCUGCAACUGGCUCAUGGCCGCCUUCUUCGCGCUGGCGGCCUUGGUGCAGGUGAAUGACCCAGAUGCACAACUGUGGAUGGUGAGUAGGCGCCGCUUCCGCCGGCAGGAACCGCGGGCCCGCACCAAACACACAGCCUCAUCGAUUAGUCCCGCCUCCCUCCCUUGUGUGGUGUACAUGAUACCUGCAGCGCUGAGCCUGCUUGUUGGACUUAACCCUCUUGUCACGGGCAACUUUAUCUGGAAGAGUGUCUCCACAAUACACAUACUCGUUUGUAUCGUGUGGGCUGUCAGCUUGGCGUGCCACCUCUGGCUUCACUCCCAACAGAACAUCUUACAUGAGGAAGAAGGCAGGGAGCUGUUUGGUCUGGUGAUUAUCACAGUAUGGAUGAGUCUAUGUCACAGUUCAUCAAAGAAUCCAGCUGGUGGAAGAAUUCAGUUGGCUACUGCUGUUGUAAUCACUCUCCUCCCAUUUAUCUCUUGGAUCUACAUAUACAUCAACAAGGAGAUGCGGUCCUCCUGGCCAACUCACUGCAAAACAGUAAUUUAAAUGAAGUCAAGAAUCCUGUUCUUAAAAUGAGUAUUGUUGAUCAAUUGUUUAUAAACAUAUGUAACCAGCCAAUAUAUGUAAGAAGCCAAUUUCCUAGGAGUUUAUUUCAGGUAAUUUGAGCUAAUAUUAGAGAUGAUUUUUUAAAAAAUUCUAAGAACUUUCUGAGGAUGCCUACAAUACAGCAUAGGAUUGCAGGGGACUGGAAAGAGAUAGGGGUCUGACAUUAUGUUGUGUCACCAUGUAGUAGAAAGGGCAGCAGAACAAAAGUUCAGGAAUAUGAAUUCUAACUCAGCUUACCACUAUCUAUAUGACUUGGGCAAACAUAUGAACCUCCUGGUGGAUAUCUUCAUCUGCAAAAUAGGAUUAAUGCCAGAUCUUCUACUCACUUGUGCAGUAGUUGCAAGGAUUAAACUGGAGAAUAGGAGAGCACUCCAAAAGUACCAAGUGCUACUAAGGGAUUACACGUGAUUAAAACAGGAAAGCAGGGUUUGAGUGCUGUGAUGGAAACAGAGGUUCAAGAAAGGGCUGUGCCCCUGGACUGAACUCACCGUAUGCAGGACCAGCGCAGUGCCAUGAACGAAACGAAGAUGCCAAAUGAACGAGCAUGUAGCAUAAAGGAAUUUGGGACCAAAAGGAAAGAGGGAAUAUUAACCACAUUGUAAAUGAAAAAGAAGACCAAGAUCUAUACACAUUUAAAAAAAUAAUAAAUGUCAAAGGUAGCCCUGGGGAGAAGACCAUUUUAGCACAUUGUCUGUGCUCUCCAAUGUGACAACCUGCAUUACCAUAACCGUGAUGCAUACACACACACACACACACACACACACACAUACACAACAUGGUAACGUCACCACGGUGCAUAUGUACAUGCACAGACAUGAGAACAUCACUGUGGUGCAUACUCCGUGACAUGGUAGCAUAACAUGGUAACAGAACCAUAACGUGUUGCACUGAGUGCUUGAAAUGUGGCCAGAAUGGGGCAGUAAAAUUCUACUUUGUUCAUUUUAAUUUUAAAACAUAAUUCAAUUAUGAGAAAACUUGUAAAAGUGUUUUGGAACAACUUGUGUAUGUGACUCUACUUCUUUAACCUCAAGUUUUAUAUCUAAAUAUAGAUCAAGUAUUUCCAGUGAAAAUAUUUGUCAUGUCCAAUGGAUGGGUUAUAAAGUAUAAAAUACACACUGGAUUUUAAAGACAGUACAAAAAAUGCAAAAUGUUCUUAUAUUGAUUACAUGUUGAAAUGAUGUUUUAGAUAUAUUUGAGUUAAUAUAAACUAUACCAAUUAAAAUUGUUAUGGUUAUCUGUUUGCAUUUACUUUGUAAAAUGUGACUGCUUUUAAAUUA